CAUUCACGCACACAUCUCUGUCCAAAGUGCAAUCCUGAUGAGUUUUAAUUUAGUAAACAAAGAAAGCUAGAGAAGGCAUGUUAAACGAAUUAAUAACUUGGGUGUUAAACACUUACCUUGGAAAGUAUUUAGAGGACUUUAAUCCUGCUCAGCUAUCAAUUGCUUUAGUUUCUGGUGAAGUGGAAUUAGAAAACGUUCCUAUUCGCCGAGAUGCCUUAAGAUCGUUUGGAAUACCAGUGGAGGCGCUGGCUGGAAGCAUAGGAAAAAUAAAAUUGCAAAUUCCUGUACGGCAAUUUCGCACAUCUCCAUGGAUUAUUGCUAUUGAAAAAGUUUAUGGCGUAUUUGGACCAAAAGAUCUAAGCAGCUGGGACAGUGAAAAGGAAAAGGAUGCUGAAUUUGCUUAUAAAACUAGUGUCCUUGAUGCGAAAGAAGCAAACUGGAGAGUGGAUAAUGGUCGCCACUCGGAAAGUUAUUACUCUCUGUCUUAUUCAAAUUGGAUAAAUUAUGGGGCUUCUUUGGCAACAAAUAUAAUAGAAAAUUUGGAGCUCAAAAUUAAGGAUAUUCACCUCCGCUAUGAAGAUACUGUGAACAUGCACGUGGCUGGUAUUAGAGUUAGUUCCAUAUCUGCACAAAGCUGUGAUGCAAAGUGGACACCAGGUGCAAAAAAUCCGGACUUACACAGGGUUUCAUAUAAACUUUUGGAGCUAAAGGAUUUCUAUUUCUACUGGGAUAACCUUGAUACAAAUAACACGUGCAAAGAGCUAUCCUCAAAAGAUUUACUUGUAAAAAUGAACGACAUCUGCAAGAUUGAGGAUCAUAAGUUUCUUACAAAUUCUAUCAACGCUUCCGUAAAAUUUAAAAGAGAACGUUGUAAGCAAUCUCUCCGAAGUAAACAUCGACCAAGAAUUUCUUGCGAAGUUUCGUUGGACCAAGUUAAACUAGUUCUAAAUGAUGUUCAGUACAUUGAGAUAAUGCAAUGUAUAUCCAGUCUGCAAAGAAUUAGCGAAAUUCGUUCUUUUAAAGUAUCAAGACCUACGAUGUCAGUUUUAAGUGAUGCUAAACAAUGGUGGAAGUAUGCAGCGCAGUGUUAUGGAUUCACCUACCACACUGUUGAAGAAAAAUGGGCAAUGGCAAGAGAAAAUAUUAGAUACAUUUAUAUUUAUAAACGUUUGUUGAUAAACCCAUCGGAAAAUAUGUCUAAAGAGGACAAGCAGUUUAAAAUCAACUUUGAAAAAAAUCGCAGUCUUGACGAUUUAAAGUUUUUGCGUGAUAUAUGCUUUAACUAUAUUAGUCACAGAGGAAUAAAUUCCACAACUCGCUCUGUAUUGCAAGGCAAAAACAUCUUAUACCAUUGGUUCCCAAACUGGUUAGGGUGGUAUGGGAUUUCAGAGAAUGUAGCUUCAGAAACUGGAAUGGAUAAUAAUGAAACAUAUAAGCACAUUGAGGAUGACAUACUAAGUGCCUUAAAGGAAUCUAUUGAAAAUGAAACGUUUUCCAAGCGUGACGCUGUUUUUGGUAAUUUUAGAUUUGCCUUAUCUGAUGUUAAAAUUUCCUUGGUAUCAUCUAAAUCGGGCAUUGAUGCAACCAUGCUGGAUAUGAACUUGAAAAAUCUAUUUUGCUUUGUUGAAAUAAAGCCAAAAUUGACAUCGUAUCGUGUUGGCAUAUCAUUAGGAUCUAUUCAUUUAAAUGAUAAAAUGACAGAGUCCACAGAAUUCCCCUUUUUAGUAAAACCCCAAAAAAAGGAAAAUACAAAUCACAAGUCGCUAUAUAAUGAAUUUUUAAACUUUUUUUCCAAAAAGAUUUCUGAUAACGAAAGCGACGAGCCAUGGUUUCAGUUACAAUACGAGCGGAAUCCACCAGAACAUAAGUCAGAUUAUCGUCUAAUUAUUAAAUCCAAGAGUCUAGAUAUUGUUUACAAUGAAACCGCAUUUAAAUGGUUAGCAUCAUUUUUUAUUCAACCCUUAACCGACUUAAAAACAGUAAGAAACCAACUAGUCGAAAGAAAAUCCCGAUUAAAGUUUUUUAAAAACUGGAAAAGCGUUUUGGUUGGUCAAAAGAAGGAAAGUCGGAAAAAAUGGUCAUUCGAAAUAGAUAUAUCCGCACCAAGAAUCAUAUGUGUUGACAAUUUUAAAGAAAAAAAUACUUCAAUAGUUUUAAUAGACUUUGGACGUUUUCAGUUAUUUAAGAAUGAGAGAUCCACUGAAGAAAUGCGUAUGGAUGUCGAAGCCAAUGAAAAUGAUAGUGAUGAAGAGUUAUUUAUGACACCAUGUUCUACACCUCCAGGAUCACACACAAGUAAAUCAGUUUCUCCAGACACAAACAUUGCGAACUCUACAGCGGGCAAUGACACAUUCCUUUCAAGAUUUGUAAUAAACAGCGAUACUGGUUUGGAGAAUGAGUUGCAUAGUGAAAUAUAUGACAAAUAUAUUAUUAAUCUUACUGAUAUGCAAGUGCUAGUAUGUAAAAAUAAAGAAAUUGGAUAUGCUUGCGCAAAAAGUUCCUCAAACUACCAUUUAUUGGACAAGUUCAAUAUUAACCUCCACCUUGAAAGGAGAAUAAUUAGUACAUCUGAUCCGGAUUAUCCAGCUUUUACGCUGUUUGGCAAUUUAAAUAGGAUUGUCGCCCACAUUAACGAACAAAAAAUAUCGGAUUGCAUACGCAUUUUGAAUCCCCUAACUCUUGAAUUGUCUGGCACUACAAAAUAUUCAAAAAUAGACGAGAGAAAUUAUGAAGACAACAAUGAUCGCUUUGAGGAUUCUGACACAACAAUAUUUCAAUUUGUUAUUGGACAAAUUAUAUUGGAAAUUCAGUCAAGGCAAAAGAGUAUCGCUGAGAUGCAAGUUAUAGGCGCAAAGACCGGCAUAACAAAGAAAACUGGUGAUGUCAAUAUCAAUAUGAGUGUGCAUGGAUUUCUUCUUGUAGAUGCAAUUCAAUCAUUUGGGCCAGACUUCGAACUACUUGUAGCCAGUCAUCGCCAUGUUGAGAUGGAUAGUAUAUCCGGAAGUUUAAAACAAAGCGAACCAUGUUCUCCCACUUCUCCCGGCUCACCUGAUCCCAAUGCCUAUCAACGUUGUGCAAGCCCACAGAUUAUCAAUAAGGCGCUGAAUGAGUUACAAGCAGGAAUGGAGUCAGACAGCAAAGUGGGAGAUGCGUUAAUAACGAUCGAUUUCCAUGUCAUUCAUGAUCCUGGUGAUUUGGAAGCAACGCAAAUAGCGAAUAUCACAUUCAACAAUUUAGACGUCAUAGCAAACCAGGAAACAGUUGUUGAGCUUCUUGGAUUUGGAAAGCGUAUUGUAGAUAACUUUAAACACUUGAAGAGUGUUACAAAAACGAACAAUCAAGCAUUUGAUUAUUUUAGUAACACCGAACAAGUGGAAAUUCGUCAAAAAAAAUAUGAGAUCAGUUUCGAUUUCCAUCGGCUGAAUAUUUUGGUACUACGAAGUAUUCGCAUUGAGAAAAAUAAUACAGGAAGAAAAGUUGGAACACUCACAAUGAGUGAAGCUAAAAUACAUGCAACACUUGGUAAAGAUGUUAGCGUUUCCGGUGUUCUGGGAGGAAUACAAAUUAUUGAUAUAACGCCAGAAGGUUUCAACCAUCAACGUAUAUUUUCCGUCGGAAAGGAUCCUCUGACAGAUCAACCGUCUUUGCAAGCAAAAUGUGUUUUACAUUCACUUGCAAAUGAGAUGUAUGGAAACGAUUUUGAACAGCGUGAUUGCUUUCACAUGAAUGCCCUGACUUUCAAAAUAAACAAAGCCGAAUCUUCAGAAGUUGAAGUUAAGAUUCGAAUGGCAUCGGUUUGGUACACACACUGUCCAAGGUUCAUAGAGGAAAUUUACUUAUGUGUCAAAGAGUUUAGACAGUAUUUCAAGAAUUUUGUAAAAUCUUUACGAAGUAAAGCUUCCCAUAUGGCAAAAGGUCUUGUUCAUCACAUAAGUGGACACAAAGAAACUGUUAGCAGAUUCGCCGAACUUUCGCUCGACGUUGUGUUUAGCAGUCCGGUUCUAGUACUUCCAAAAUCUUGUGAGAGCACUGAAGUUUUGGUUGCAAAUUUGGGUAAAAUUACUGUGCGUAACAAACAAGAAAAAUCAAGCAGCGAUGCAGCAAACAUACGUAAGGAAAAUGAAUGUAUGUGGAACGAGCGAAUAACAUAUUUCAUCGAUGUCAGAAACAUAAAUUUGUUUUCCUUGCAUGCGCCAAAGAGGAAAGUAGGUGACUCAAAAUUUUGCCAGAGAGCCAAUGAGAUGUAUUCUUGUCAAAAAGAUGCUAUACCUAUUCUACAUGAUACAGCAUUAUUGUUCCAAUGUGUUUACGAGUUCAAUGAUAGCACAAAAGGUAGCGGGGAAAUCGGGAAUGCUCUUGUGGUUGAUGGAAGUGUUACGCAGAAUUUGCAGGUGUCGUUGUCGAGACGUCAAUACGAGCAAUUAAUGGAAUGUUUAAACUACGCUACAAAUGUCUCAUUGACAAAAGAAGCUUGCCCAACUACAAAAGUCGACGAUACGCUUCCAGGAAAUAAAAACGUGAAUGACUCUCCAAAGCCUUUCUAUUUUGAAAUGAUUGAUACUCAAUUUUCCGUUCCGAUUUUAAGGCUCGAUCUAAGGAACGAACAUAACAUGUCACUGAUUUGUCUUACACUUAAAGAGUUCAGCUUUAAAAACAAAAUCCUUCACAACAAACAGAAAGAAACACAAAUCUUGCUUCGCUCCGUUCUAAUGGAAGACCUAAAGUGUCCAUUGACAUCAAAAUUUCGCAACAUGGUUAAUUCUUCCAGCGAUAUACUUGCUCCAAGCAAUUCUUUCAAAAAUCAUAUAUCUAGUUCUUGCCCCGACCUCUCUAGGAGCUAUAAUCAAGGCAACAGUAAUAUACACGGAUCUACGCCUUCAAAUUUGGAUACACUGCUAAAAAAUAGGUCAACUACCAAAGCAAAUGACAUUCACGAUUUAAAAGAUAUUGAAGGACUGCACUUUCUCCGAAAUCGAACUACUGGCAAUUUGGUUAUCUACCGAUCACUUAUAAGGGAAAAAAAGCAUAGUUCAAUUGAUUUUAAUUGCCUGAAUUUGAUCAUCUCCAUUGAAAAAUGGUUUAUGGUUUUUGACUUUUUUGGACUCAUUUCAAACCAAUCCGAUAGAGAAACCGAAACCUCAAAGCAAUCACCAGAUAAUAAGAUAUGUGAAUUGUCUCAUGAAUUACAUGUAACAAUUAGAUCCCUGGAUUUAAUAUUGGUGAGGAACGAUUUUGAGCUUGCCAAAGCAAAUGUUUCGAACGUGCAAGUACAUAUUAGCAGAGAUGAUUUCCUUCAGACCGUACGUGGGAGUUUGGGAUCUAUUUCAAUAUAUGAUUUGACUUCGUACGGACACCUAUAUCAAGAAAAAUUCUCAACAUCAGGAAUGGAAGCUCUAAGUUUUAAAUAUUCACGGAAAAAUGACAAUUCUAUGCAAUCUAAGAAACAAAGCAGAUCAUUAGAGAAAGAUGCGCUUUUGGCAAUUGAUAUGUCAUCCGUAAAAUAUGUACACACGAAAAGAUUUGUUAUUGAACUACAACUUUUCGUGAAGGAGCUAUUACAGUUACAAUCGCCAGUGAUGAAUCAUAUAAAGAGUGCAGAUGAAAAAAAUCGAAAUAGUAACUUUCAAAAAAUUGGGCUGGAAGUUCACGCCGACUCACCGAUUAUUCUUUUUCCAGUAUCACACAACAGCAAUCAUUUGCUAAUUGCCGACCUCGGAAAGUUUUCGUUAAAAAAUAUUUUUGCAUAUUACAAUCAUACCUUAAGUGAAGAACGGCAAUCGACGGAUACAUCAUUCCAUGAAAUCAUUGAUGUGAUGAAUAUAGACCUUUUAAACAUUAACCUUCUAACUGGUAAAAGGGAGAUAAAUAAUUUGGCUUGUACGCCUGGCGAGGAUUCUGGCAUUCUACACGUGGGAAAUUUUUGCAUUGUCAAUUUGGGUAAAACAAUUUUCAAGGAAAAAUGUCAUUUGAAAAUUCAUGUAAUACGAAAUACCGAGCCAGACGUCAGCCAUAAUAUCCCUGAUAUAAAAAUUAAAGGCACUCUUUCCGAACUAAAUGGCCUUAUCAACGUCCAACAAUACAAACUAAUUCGAGGUUUUCUAAAAUAUAACUUGGGCGAAACCAUUGACGAUGUGUACUUUAAUUACCAAAUGAAUUUAAACGAGUCGCUAGAGAUAUUGUCGUCGAUAACAAAAGUCAAUGUGCCACAAGCGGUAGAUGUUUGGAAUACAUUGUCUAUUAAUUUCAUUCUUGACAAUGUUACAAUUUACUUAGCUGAGCCAUGUGAGCUGCAAGGCUAUGGAGGCUAUGGAAGUUCAGGUGCAAAUCUCGCCUGCAUAAAAUUUAUAAAAUCUAAUCUUAAAAUUGACUUGUACAGUGAUGGUUCACAAGAUAUUGAUUUAAUAUCAUCUGAAAUAUUAUUGAUGGAUGCUAGAGAAAGCUCAAGGAAGUCGACUCCAAAUAACUGUUUCAAACAUAUUUUGAAGCCUUCAACGGGUGGAGGCAGUACAAAGAGUACGGUGCAAGCUGAAAUUCACAGCCGGAGUAGGGGAGAUGUGUCUAAAUAUACAAUUCUGUUAAACAACAUGAGAAUAAUGGCGCUUUUGGACUACUUGGAGAGUCUGAAGAAUUUCUUGAAUGAAGAACCACUAAUGUCGUCAUUAGUAAUUGAAAAAAAGUCUGCAUCACGACAUGGAGCAACACAAUCACAACAACCGUUUGCCACAACAUUCACUGAAGAUACAGAUGUAAAAAAUGAAUUUGUGCUAAAUAUUACAAACUCGGAAAUAGUUUUUGUAGAGAACAGCGCACAGUCCGACUCGAACGCAAUCAUACUGAAAAGUACAACUGUAUUUUCGUACAAGCCCAAUAGCAGUGUUGUUCCCGUAUCGGUGGAUAUAAAUCAUUUAGAAAUUUUUUCAUGUAUAUUGGGAUCUGAAAACGAAAGUUCGCUCUCAAUUAUUGAUCCAUUUACGCUUAAUAUGGAACUUCGCAAUAAUUGUUUUCACAUUUUUAUUCCAAACCAAGUAUUUUUGAGAGUAUCAUACAACGAUGUGAUGCUUUUCUCGCGCAUGAUGCAAUCCAUACCAAAGCAAACGCAGCAUUCGGCACCACCGCAAUCAUCAGUUAUUGAUGAUUUUGAAAAAAUUGCUCCGCUCGUUGCCAUGGGCUUCAAGCCUGAUGAGUGCUGGUCAGCUAUGCAUAUUAAUAAUAACAACUUGAACGAAGCAGCUAUAUGGAUGUCGCAACAUAAACAAAAAUCUACAACUUCUAGAGUGAAUAUAUCUAAUAUUUCCUUCAAUGCAAGCAGUGUUUCAAUUUGCAUUAUCGACGACUGUCUGGAUGCAGAUGUUCCCCUCCUAGAAUUUUCCCUUUGCCAACUGAAUAUUGAUCAAAAUUUUAAUUUAUCCACAGAAGCAAAUCAGGCUGUUUGCUAUGAUGGGAAAGUUGAAAGUAUAAUAUCGAGUAACUACUAUAAUAGGCGGCUCAGCGGUUGGGAACCAAUAAUUGAGGCCUGGGAGUGCUGUGGAAACUGGAAAUUUUUAAGGUCAAAGUUCGAAAAUUUAAAAACUCUACAUGUCAAUGUUUUUAGCAAACAAACACUUAAAUUUAAUGUAACAUCAACACUUAUAGAAUUGUGUGAAAUUGUUCGAAAGAAUUGGACAGAAGACUUUGUUCGAUCGAGUACGUCCGAUAGUCUAAAUGUUAAUUCUAAGCAAAGACAUCCAUUUGUACCGUUUGCUCUGAAAAACUUGACGGGAGAACCUCUUUUAUUUAAAAUAUUUUAUUCGCAUGUUGGCGGAAUAACACGCACUGAGAUUAAUAAUAAACAGGAUUUAUUAUGUAAUUGGAUAUCUGCACAACACAACGAGAUCGUUCCGUUUGAUUUCGGGCCACAAAGCAAAUGGAGACAUUUGGAUUCACAUAAAUUGAAUAUGCAUCAGAUUUUAGUUCAAAUUCACGGCUGGACACUGAUUGGGCCUAUAUCCAUCGAUAAAGUUGGAACAUUUUUUCGAUAUGCUAAUCUGGAUAUGCAAUACAACAAAAAAACAAGGAUAGUGUUUGAAAUAUCUCUCUGUGGCUCCGCGCAAAAGUUAAUAACUGUACGCUCAGCUCUAAAUGUUGUCAACAAUACUGAAAAGCCAUUUUUAUUACAUAUGAAACUAAAAGGCGAUUACGAAAACGCUGUUAUGGCCCUAGAUCCACUGCAGAAGAUAACAAUUCCCUUGCGUUAUUUGGACUCAACUUUAUUCAUAAAGCCCUAUUUAGAGAGUGACCUUCAAAAUAAAGUCUACGAGUUGGUUAGAAACGAUGACAACGGAUCAUUCAGAAAAUAUCUGUCGGAACAAGUUGAUGAAACUGCGUUUUGUACACACUCGAUAUCGUGGUUAAAUUGUGUCUUGCAGGAAUCAAUCCAAGACGUGCACUCUUGUUUUUUGCCAAAUAAAGUACCAUUUCACGUUAUAUCAGAUAUAAGAAAGGACAAAUACCCAAUGAGAGAUGUGGGGGCUCUGCCAGGUCACACAAUAAACAUACUACCACCACUAAAAUUAAAAAAUUUAUUAUGUUGUGACGUACUGUAUAAAAUAUCUGGCCAUAUUGAAGGAAGAAUUGAUGCCACUAAACAAAUUGAAAUUUAUUCCAUCGACAUAACAGAUUCCUUUUCAUUGAGUUUGUCUUUAGACAAUUACAGACUUUCGGGUCAAAUCAAAAUUCCUUUGGGCCAUACAGGAAUAGUAGAGACGAAAUUUAAGUUAAUUGACAUCUUGAACAGGGAACUGUUCCUGAGAGUCUCUAUUCAAUCGUUUCAAGGAAAAGGCAUGGACAUUUUUAUUGGAGCACCCAUUUGGAUUAUAAAUAAAACAGGAUUGCCUUUAAUAUUUCGGCAGGAGGGGACGAAUCAACCCUCAUCUGGUCAGUUCGACGAUCAUGAAUAUGCACGCGAAGUAUCUCCUCUAAUAUUUUCCUUUUCUGACCAAGAAGGAGCUCCGUUACUCGAAUUUAGACUCGGUAAAAGUUAUGGAAACAAUAACCCGUGGUGUAAAAGUUUCGGCAUAAACAGGGAAACCACAUUUCGGGAACUAAAAGCUGAAAACUCGAAAAUUAAUUAUGUAAUAGGCGUCAACAUACAUCGAGGAAAAGGUCUUUAUUUCAGUACAACUUUUGUAACUCUCACUCCACGUUUCCAGUUGUACAACAGAACUACUAAGAAGCUGCAUUUCAUGCAGAAGUGCGAUGUUAAAAAUUCUAUGGAAACUGCUCCAGAAAAUCUUAUAUCUGCUCUACCCGGUAGCAAUUUCCCUUUUCAUUGGUCUAACUGCGAUCAGGAACCUCUACUGUGUGUUCGUGUAGCUGAGGAAGAAUACUGUCGUUGGUCUCAUGGCCUACCCGUUAAUGAAUCCAAAAGCUUGUAUAUAAAUCUGAGAACUGAAGUGGGAGAAAUGAUAUUCCUACGACUGGAAGUCAUUCUUCAUGGCGGUACCUAUAUUUUACAUUUCACAGAUGCACACACCCUGCCCCCUCCCAUUCGUUUUGACAAUUUUUCGGAAGUAUCCAUACAUUUUUCGCAGAUGGGUGUUGAACCCUAUUGGCGGACGAACGUGAAACCUUUUUCGUCGCUUGCUUAUGUUUUGGACGAUUCUUUGGGGUUGCAUGUUCUGCGCAUCGAAGCACCUGGCGGAAAUUCCAUAGAAUAUCCACUUCAAAAAUCAGGAAUAGCAAAAAAUAUAACAUAUGCAAACUUUAUAUAUAUUGCUUUCAAGGAAACGUUUCGUUCUGCCAUAUCUCAAUGUGAUGACAAUGUAAGCAUAGAAACGCAGCAGCUGGUUCUUGGUGUAAAAGACAAAAGAGUAAUUAUUACAAGGAAGUGCACUGGAGAUCGCUCUCAACUUUGGCUGAUGAAUUCCUAUGGCCAGCUAGAACACGAAGGAUCUUCUCCACCCAGUGAAUACCUUAAAUCAGCGCAAUCAUCUCCUCGACUGGUUUUGGAUCUAGAGAAACCUCCUAAUCCUAGUGAAUACACGAAACUUGUGGUUCGACCACAAAACAACCAACGAGCUACUACUCAAACUUGGCGUUUUGAGAAGGGAAGGCUGAUGUGCCAUGCAAAUAUGUGCGUUCAGGCCGCUAAUGGAAUAUAUGGGUUGAAGCCCGGACGUCAUGCUGUUUUGGGGAAAAUUGAGUCCGAAGACAGAGCUAUUAAAGAUGACAGCGUGCCUUUUGAACAAAGUAUUGAAAUUCAAAAAUUUCGCCCAGGGUCUGGACAUUUAGAGGUUCUCAGUAAAAUGGAUGGACCUAUAAAAUCUAUACAAAUUCGUGAUGUCAAAUCUAAUCCAGACGAAAUAGUUUUAAUGGCGGAUCCACUUUGGAACCAUGCAUCAGUUUUUAAUAAAGUACAAAUAAAGAAACAAGCGAAUCCUGCAUUAAGCGAAGUAUUGAUAAAAUUGGCUCUUGCUAAAGGUGUUGGCUUAUCGAUGGUGUCACGAUCACCGUGUGAGGAGAUUGCAUACCUCACUUUUGAAGACAUCGCACUCGACAUUAUUCUUUUGCCGUUUACAAAAUCCCUGGAUUUAAAAAUCGGCAAUUUUCAAGUUGACAACCAACUAUUAGAAACUGCAUGCCCAAUUAUAUUUUACAUGACUAAAACGAAUACAGAAGGCGUUGCCAAAGAUGCUAUAAUGGUUAAAGCUAAAAUUUUGCAAAGUCCAAAUGAAAACGCGGUAAUAUUGGAGCAUCUAUCAAUUAAUUUAAACCCAUGUGCUGUUCUUUUGGAAGAACGAGUUGUGCUGAAAACUGCUCUGUUUCUGGGAUACGGACAUGUUUCAAAUAAAUUGGACCAGCGUACGGAAUCCCACACAUAUCGCAUAGAUGAUUAUCCAUUUUCAAAGAAUGCGAAGCGGUAUUACUUCGAAAAUCUUACAAUAGGAGCUACCCAGGUUCGUUUGACAGUGCUGACUGCUCCGAAACUGAGUCCAGAACUUUUCGAAUUAAAAAAGUCAUUGGGUCUUACACUGAUAAAAUUUGAGGAUGCAUUGAUAGAAUUCGACAAGUUCUCCGAUAGACAUCACUUUGAAACACUAGACAUUUAUAUUAAGGCUUUAAAAGUACAUUAUGUUAAUCAACUUAAAUGGCAUGCCGCUUCUAUACUAGGAAGUGUUGAUUUUUUGGGUAAUCCUCUUGGUUUUGCAAAUGACUUGUCCGAAGGUGUGUCUGGUUUAAUAUUUGAGGGGUCUGUAAAAAGUUUGGUGCGAAAUGUAACACAUGGUAUUUCAAACUCAACCGCAAAGUUAACAGAAACUAUAUCAGAUAGUCUCGGAAGAGUUGUUUUGGAUGAACACGAUAAUGAAACCCGACACCGAAUUCUUGAAGUCAGUUACCCUACAACUGGGGGACACUUAGCAGCUGGAUUGAAGGGACUUGGUUUUGGACUUCUUGGUGGUGUAACUAGUAUAGUGCGACAUACUUAUGUAGGUGCGCAAUCCGACGGCUUUCCCGGAUUUUUGAGCGGCUUGGGCAAAGGGCUUGUGGGAACUGUGACUAAACCAUUAAUCGGUGUUCUCGAUUUAGCUUCUGAAACUGCUAGUGCUGUAAGGGAAACAAGCAGGGGAUCUCACCAUUGCUUGCCAAAUCGAAAGCGGUUGCCACGAUGCGUAACUGGAGCUCUUGGUGGGCUAUUACCCAGCUACUCAUACAGACACAGUAAAGGUCAACAAUAUUUAUAUAUAAUCAACAGAAGAAAUUUUUCCGAAAAACUAAUAUAUUAUGAACCAAAUUUAUGUAAUGACAGGGAAGCAAAAUUACGGCUUUUAGUCUCUACUGAUUUUGUACGAAUUUUUUCACGAUGUGAAGAAGAUCCAGCAAUUAUAAUUGAAUGCCACUUAAGUGAAGUUCUCUCAUGUCACCCCCUUACAACAAACAUAAAUACAAGCCAUUCUUCAAAGAGUACUUCAAGCUACUACAUUGAAAUAUCAACCAAUUUGCCGAAAGUAACCAGACCAAGAGUUCGAUGUCAAAAUGAAGAAGUCGCAGAAAGGGCGUCGAGAUGUAUAAAUUACGCGAAAUCAAUAUUCGAUGAGCGUGAACAUUGUUUGGCCAAUAUCUGAAUCUUCGAUAUUAAUUAUGUCCAUAUGGAUGAAAUGUAUAUGUAAUAUGGAAUAGAAUAAUAUACAAAUGGAAAUGAAAUAAUAUAUACAAAUAUUUGUAUUAUGGACAAACGUAAUGAUAUUGUUUUGUUUAUAACUACUAUUUUAUAGAAGAAAAAAAAUAAAAUUAAUAAAAAUUGGUUGAAAACAACUCUGUAAUA
This is a messenger RNA of Stomoxys calcitrans (stable fly), 12301 nucleotides long. It is a transcript of the gene Vps13D, whose product is annotated as intermembrane lipid transfer protein Vps13D. The transcript is spliced from 19 exons. Gene Ontology annotation, biological process: mitochondrion organization; protein targeting to vacuole; protein retention in Golgi apparatus. Bases 78 to 12101 code for a protein of 4007 amino acids. Gene Ontology annotation, cellular component: extrinsic component of membrane. The record is from RefSeq and is a predicted model, not a curated record. NCBI's taxonomy places the organism in Eukaryota, Metazoa, Arthropoda, Insecta, Diptera, Muscidae. Gene Ontology annotation, molecular function: protein binding.